Molecule: messenger RNA, 654 nt
Organism: Lates calcarifer (barramundi perch)
Lineage: Eukaryota; Metazoa; Chordata; Actinopteri; Centropomidae
Exons: 4
Coding region: 144-458 (104 amino acids)
Source: RefSeq, a predicted model, not a curated record
AGCAGGAGCGGUGAUAAGGGAUGGGGCGUGGUUCGGUUAGGUCACAUGGUUUAGGUGCGGUCGGGACAGGUUUCCUGUGAGAAAAGCAGCCUGUCAUCCUCUGCCUGUCACUUGUUUGGAAAAGCGGCCGAAGAGGAGUCAUCAUGGAUUUCAAUCUGUCGUCAGCAUUAGGUAAUGAGGAGGUGAAGAAGGAGGAGGCUCAGAAGGAUGAGUUUAAGUGGCCCUGGAGCGGUGAUAAGGAUAAGGGCAAGGAUAAGGGCAAGGACAAGGACAAGGACAAGAACAAGGACGACUCUAAGCACAAGUCUGGAGAAAAGCACAAAUCUGACAGUAAGGACAAGUCUAAGAAGGAUAAAUCUGGUGACAAGAAGAAGGACAAGAACAAAGAGAAAAAGGGAGGGAAAAAAGAAAAAUCAGGCAGCUCAUCUUCAUCUUCCUCCAGCAGUGAUGAGGACUGAUGCCUCCUGGGGGACAGGACUGCUCUGUUAGACUCUUAUGAUCUUGUCUAUUGACCAAGUGUGUGUGUGUUUGUGCUUGAGUGUGCAGUGGCACCAACUUUUCUUCUGGUUCCGUCGCUGGUGUCACAGAAACGUAGUGGUACUUUGUAAACAAAUUUGCUAAUUCCUUUAAGUAAAUGUUCUGACAACAAACAAA